AUGGAAAAUUGUCAAAGCAAGACACUACACCUCGUUUUCAGUGGAAACUCAGAAGAUUCCGGUGCAUCGUCUCCUGUAAAUUUCGAAAGUGCCACAGGUAUUGCGGAAGCGCUUCAGUCAAAAUUGAAAAAUUCACCAGCUCAUCCACACUUCAUGUCCCUCCUUCAACAUCUUUUUAUGGUUCCUUCCGACGAAAGACAUCUUCCACUUUGGCGACUUUUCGACUUGAUCCUGCAACAUUUAACCCUACAUGCAACUGUUCACGGUAUGACCGAUGUAGAGGAAGCGUUCACAUCAGCCAUUGAUAUGGAGGACGUUCUCACAAGAUUGCAUACGCAAUGCGACUAUGAACGAUUGGAAGGUGAAAUGGAACGAUUAAAAGAAGAAUUGGAUCAAGAAAGGAUGCGUGCAAUGGAAUUGGACAAUCGCAUAGCGGAUUUGGGUGAUGGAAGGAAUAGUGUGGUAAGCAGGAUCUCGAACAUCUCUUCUCCAUCGGACCCAUGCCCCUCAGUAUCACCUCUUCCUCCUGUUUGUCCACCUGCAGUAGCGCCACCUCCUCCACCUCCACCGCUAGCAAUGGGAAUGACAAAGGUUGAGGAGACCCAAAAACGAGUCCCAAAGCCGACAGGACCAUUGAAAACCUUCAAUUGGUUGAAGCUUAACGAAGCUAAGGUCAAGGGGACGGCAUGGGAGUUUAUUGAAGACGAGAAAAUGUAUAAACAGGUUUCUGUGAUAGAUCCAAGACGCUAUCAGAAUUGUACGAUUAUGUUGUCCAAGUUAAAACUUACCCAUCGUGAGAUUAGAACUGCACUUUUGGCUAUGGAUGAUAAGGGGAAACUCCCGAAGGACAUGAUUGAGCAGAUGCUCAAAUUUGUGCCAACACUGGCUGAUCGGUAUCUUUACGAGAUGGCUCAAAUUCCACGAUUUGAACCACGCCUUCGCUCACUUUAUAUUAUUCGAACGUUCCAAGAACGUUAUGACUCUCUUAUGCCUCACAUUCAUAGAGAUAAGAUGGCUGUAGCGUGCUUUAUUGUUUCCAAAAUCCUUCCAGGUGUCAUCAAAGCCUCGACAGCGUUGUCAUCCAGUAAAAAGUUCAAACAAUUGCUUGCUCUUAUUCUCGCGAUUGGAAAUUAUCUCAACUAUGGAAAACGUAGUGGAAAUGCAUUUGGAUUUGAUCUCUCGUCAUUAAAUCGCCUCAGCGAUGUGAAGUUUUCAAAUAGAUCCGAUCGCAAUCUUCUUCACUACAUUCUACAAGUUGUGGACAAUCGUUUUCCCGAUUUAGGGAAGCUGAGACGGGAACUGUCUGCUGUAUAUGAUGCAGCGCGAUAUAAUCGCAGUGACGUAUUGGCUGAAAUUCGAAGUUUGGAGCAGUCGAUAUCUGCCGUUCGAUCGGAGUUGGCCUUCAUUUUGGAAGCAGCUCGUAAUGGGCAAACGAAGGAGGAGACGCCUGAAGACUGCAAAAAGGACUGCUUCGAGGCUGUAGCUAAACACCGCAGUGACGUGUUGGCUGAAAUUCGAAGUUUGGAACAGUCAAUAUCUGCCGUUCGAUCGGAGCUGGCCUUCAUUUUAGAAGCAGCUCGUGAUGGACAAACUAAGGAGGAGACGCCUGAAGACUGCAAAAAGGACUGCUUCGAGGCUGUAGCUAAACAGUUCAUUUCGUCCGCAUGUGAACAAUAUCAUGUCCUUGAGAAGCUGCAUAGUGAGAUGAAGGCCAAGUUGAAAUUAUCUCAAUUACAGUUUGCUGCAGUCGCAACACAGUUCUGCUUCGAUACAGUCAAUCCUGAAGAGUUAUUUGGUUGUUUGGCAAAGUUUCUCACAGCAUUCUGUGAUGCUCAACAACAGUUAUGGAUCGAAUGCGAGCAUAAAGAGCAAGUAAAGCGACAGACACUUGCAAGGAGCUACUUCGCAAAAAAGUGUAAGGAUCUCAUAUAUGUUAACGCAUAAAA
Strongylus vulgaris is the source of this 1946-nucleotide messenger RNA. Lineage: Eukaryota; Metazoa; Nematoda; Chromadorea; Rhabditida; Strongylidae. The record is from the annotation of a GenBank genome assembly.